Letharia columbiana is the source of this 1521-nucleotide messenger RNA. RefSeq lists its product as uncharacterized. Bases 1 to 1521 code for a protein of 506 amino acids. Gene Ontology annotation, molecular function: iron ion binding; heme binding; oxidoreductase activity, acting on paired donors, with incorporation or reduction of molecular oxygen. The record is from RefSeq and is a predicted model, not a curated record. The transcript is spliced from 3 exons. NCBI's taxonomy places the organism in Eukaryota, Fungi, Ascomycota, Lecanoromycetes, Lecanorales, Parmeliaceae.
AUGGAAAGUGGCUACAAUCUCCCCUUGCUGCUCAUUUUGGCAGCAGCAGCCGCUGCUGCGUGGUAUGCACUUGAUUAUUUCUGGGCUCCGAGGCUGUCUCCAAAAGAGCCUCCCUUGCUUCCUCACCCCAUACCCUACAUUGGUCAUAUUCUUGGACUUCUACGACAUGGAACUAGAUACUAUCAGAUGACGAGUGCAAAGUGCAAACUUCCUAUAUACACUCUGAACAUGCUGAGUGGCAAAGUCUAUAUUGUCACCUCUCCUGACCUGGUCAACGCGGUUAACCGUAAUUCCAAAAAGAUAGCGUUCAACCCGUUUGUCGCUAUGCUCGGAAAACGCAUCACGGGCCAUGAUGAAGGCACAAGUCAAAUAGUCCAGCACAAUCUAAACGGCGAGCAUGGCCCGGGCUAUGUUAUCGAUGUUCAUGAUCGUAUAGUAGCUUCCUUGGCACCGGGCAAGGAUUUGCAACAGACGACAAAGGCUAUGCUAUCCCAGCUUUCAGCCUACUUCGAGGCACUCACACCAAAUGCAGAAAUCAAUCUGUUUGAGUGGACGCGAUAUACGGUCACUAUGUGCAGUACUAGAGCGCUCUAUGGGACCGAGAAUCCAUUCAAUAAAAAUACAAAAUUCGUGGACGCAUUUUGGGAUUUCGAUCACGCUCUCAAUCUGCUCAUAGCCGAUGUGUUACCCGAAUUAUUUGCGCCAAAGGGGUAUCGUGCCCGCAUGGAGCUUGGUACUGCUUUUCAAGAAUAUUUCGAGAACUAUAUUCCCGCAAAAAGUGCUGCAAUGAUACAGGGUCGUUACUCUGAAAACAGUCGCUAUGGCAUAACGCUUCCCAAUCAAGGACGCCUUGAAGUAGGCACGCUGAUUGGAGUACUUGCCAACACUAUCCCCUCGAUAUUUUACACACUUGUGCAUAUCUAUUCAGAUCCAGGGUUGGUCUCAGACAUCCGCGACGAGCUGGAAACUUCAGGAUUUGUGGGUACGCCAGAGGAUAUAAGUCAGCAUUCCGGUCUUCUCGCCAUGCCAGAAACUUGUCCCCUCCUGUACUCGACCUGGCAAGAGGUCCUUCGCGUUCAUGCAUUAGGCGCUGGUGCCCGAUACAUCCUCGAGGACAUCAUGUUAGACGAUACUUUCCUCCUCCGCAAAGGCAUGGUGGUCCAAAUGCCGAUGGCAGUAAUGCACAGUGACGUCGCGGCCUGGGGCGAACACGUCGAAGAAUUCCGGCCAAGGAGGUUUCUCAAGCAGAAUUCUACGAUCAAAGGAGGAUUCAAGCCAAACUUUACGGCCUACCGACCCUUCGGCGGAGGCGCCUCGAUGUGUCCAGGGCGGCACUUUGUGACCUUAGAGACCAUGGCGUUGGCGGCGUGUAUGCUAUCGAGGUUUGAUCUUAUUCCGGUAGAUGGACAAUGGAACGUCCCCCGCCAGAAGCAGGAGAGUCUGGCCACCAAUGUGUUUCCCCCUGAGAAAGAUAUCAGGGUUAAGAUUGCAACAAGAAAGGGUGUUGGAGCGUCAAAGUGA